UUAAGUUACCGCUGGACUUAGCGCAACGUGCAAUGAUUAAAUCUCAAAAUGAGAAGUAGUAAGCGACUACAGGAGAAAAAAACUGCGAUUUCUUCCGAAACUGAAGGAAGUAGUCAAGAGGAAACUGCACCUAUUGAAACUAUUGAGUCUACUUCGAAAGAAGAUGAGUACAUUGCGUUAAAAAUUUCAACCAGUGAAGAUGAAGAGACUGAUGAGCAAGGUUUUUGUGUGGACAGGAUAGGAAGUUCACAAGAUGAGCUACAAGCAAAUGCAGAGAACUUUUCAUCUCUGUCUGAAACAGAUGAAUUUCUUAGUAUUCCAGAAGAAUUUAAACGAAAAUUAAAAGGUCCUUCAGAGCUGUCAUCAGAACUGCAAGUUGACAUCAAUACACAAGAUUUAUAUCUCAAGUUAGACAAGGAGAGGUUUAAACCUGUUACAACAAAUGAAAGCUUUGAUGAUGUCUGUAAUUACAGAGAGCUGUUGAAAAGAAGUGUGAUCACAAGUGACUUUGAAAAAAGACAGUCGAUUCCUCCAAUGCAUGUCUCACAAUAUGCUCAGAAGAAACAAAGGAAGAAAGCUAGAGAGGAGACUGCAGGACCAAAGUGGUUUAAUCUACCAGCAACUCAGAUUACGCCAGAGAUUGAACGUGACAUGAAGUUAAUGAAGAUGAGAAAUGUUUUAGACAAGAAACGCCAUUACAAGAAGAAUGAUUCCUCGGCAUUACCCAAGUAUUUCCAGAUUGGUACAGUGGUGGAGGGUUCAGCAGACUUCUAUUCAUCUCGAAUUCCAAAACGGCAACGAAAGACAAACAUGAUAGACGAGCUUCUUGCAGAUGCUGAAUUUAGGAGAUACAACAAGAAAAAAUACUUAGAAAUUCAAGCUGCAAAGCAAAGUGGAAAGAAAGGAUUUUAUAAAAAGAAAAAGAACAAAAGAAAACCAACUUCAUUGAGAAGUUGAGGCUGUGACUGUGACCUUAACACAUUUUUUACAGACACAAUGGGUCACUUUUCAAAUAUUUAUCCAUUAUUGACUUGUCAGUAAUGUAUAUUUUAUUUAUAAUCAGGAUGAAAGGCUAUGCUAUCAAAUCAGUAAAUAAACAUUUCAAGGUUCUUUCAGUGAAAUUCAAUUUUAGAUCUGCAAAGUUUUUUGGAAUCUUUACCUUAGAAAUUAUGUACAUGAAUACAAUGAAAUUAGAUCAAUCUUCCUGACCCUGAAUCAUUACUCAAAGGAUGGGAGGGUAGUUUUGUAGGAGUAAAUAAUAGUAUUUGACUAAAUUCAAAGCUGAUCUCAUUGCAUCAUAAUGAUGACCAGAAAUGACCAAUAAACAAUAAUCCCUUAUUUCUAAAUUAGUCAGAUGAGUUCAUUCAUUUACUAGCUCUUUUUCUAUAGCUACUACAGAACAGACAAUACGCAUCAUAUAGAUGGAAUAAACUCAUGGUUGCCACA
Stylophora pistillata is the source of this 1446-nucleotide messenger RNA. RefSeq names its product deoxynucleotidyltransferase terminal-interacting protein 2. Gene Ontology annotation, biological process: RNA processing. Gene Ontology annotation, cellular component: nucleolus. The record is from RefSeq and is a predicted model, not a curated record. Gene Ontology annotation, molecular function: RNA binding. Lineage: Eukaryota; Metazoa; Cnidaria; Anthozoa; Scleractinia; Pocilloporidae.